GAACUCCAUCCCUUUCUUUCCCAGAGAUACCUUUUCUUAGCGUGCAUUCAAAUGGGAAUUUCUCUAAAUAAAGAACUGAAUGUUUAUCUCAAUUACUGCGCAACUCCUCAUCACUACGAAGCUGAGAUUUUUACAGCAGGCAUGCAGCUGAGCGCCUGCUAAAGGCAAGGAAAGACGGUGCUAAGGCAUUAGAGGACAGCGGCCAUGUGACCAUGCUUGCAGGGAUUGGUUUCCUGCAGAUGUGACAUCAGAGAGCCUCCCACUCCCCUCCUCCUCUCCUGUCUCUCCCACUCUUCCUCUGCCUCUCUCUGCCCAUCUAUCUCCCUGCACUGCUCUGUCUCCCUCCUCAGCAUCCCCCCCCUUCUCAGAGAUGGCGUGUGUCGAUGCUGCUCAGGCGUCCGGGGCCUAGUGCACUCAGGGAGGACCCCCCCCCUCCUCCUUUCCCCUUAUUUGGAGCCUAUUCCCUUGGUUUCUCUUCUAGCGGCGUCCUCCACGGCUCCUGCAGUCUUCAUUGCGCCUCUCUGCGCUGAGGGUGCCAGCGAGCCCGGCCCUCUGGGGCGGAAGAAAUCAUCAUCGUGCUUCGCAGGGGAGCCGUGCACAAUUAGCCAUGCCCUGCCCAGGCUUCAUCUGACCGCCUAGAUCUGUCUUCUGCUGUCCACGUGUGCACCCGGAGGGCAACAUAGGAUGAAAAUCUGCCACUAUGAUGCAAGGACUGAAAAAACGAACCAGGAGAGCUCUGGGCUUAGGGAAGAAAGACAAGGACACAGAUGCAACGAGCUCACCUGACAAAGAGGGAAGCGAAAGUGGAAAGAAAGGAAAAAAAAAAACCAACGGAGCCCCCAAUGGUUUCUACGGGGAGAUUGACUGGGACAGAUAUGCCUCGCCUGAUGUCGACGAGGAGGGCUUCAGCCUACGGCCGGGUGAGGGAGAUGCAGCUUCCAAAGAAAAGCACUUCUCCUCCAGCGACUCAGAAGACGACGAGGACAGCAAGAAAAAGUUCAAAAUCCGCAUCAAGCCGCUGGUGGCGGACAGCGCCCGGUGCGUGCCCCCGUCCAUGGACGAGCUGAAAGCCUCGGUGGGAGGCCUGGCCCUGUCUCCGUCUCUGAGGAGAAGUCCGAGACGCAGUCCGGGGAUGAUAAAAAGAAACUUGUCAUGUGAGGAAAUUGCCAGACCCAGACGCUCAACCCCAACGCCAACUUAUGCAUCUGAGACGGCGAGUGCUACUGAGCCGCAGAGCAUUCCUACCUUGUUCAGGCUUCCUUCAGACAGCAGAUAUGCCAGAUAUGAUGUAAUCCGUAGUGAGGCAUGGGGGGAACCCAGACCAUGUUCAGAAUCCCAGCUGAGCCGAAGUUUCCCAACAGGAGCUCCUCCACCACUUCCUCCAAAGAACUUCCCAUCCAGAAGUCGUUAUGGCUACCCUUCAGACUUGGCAGCUGAUCUACCCAACGGCAGGGCCGCCCGCAACUCUGCCCCCAUCUACCUGAACGUUCUUUCCCCAGCCUCCUACCGGGGGUCCCCGGCCCCUGACCUGGACGACGUGUUCGGUCCCGCCGACAGCCCCAGAACAAGAGAGGAUGCGCCGUCUCCCAAAUGGGUCACUUUCGUGGAUGAUAGACCACCGCCUCCCGAUGAACCGGCUCCCCCACCGCCACCAGACUCUCCUCCUCCAGACACGCCCUCCUCCACCCCUUCCACACCUGGCCUCUCUCCCGGGCCGCCGCCAAACGAGCCUCCGCCUUCUCCUCCACAGUUUUCCCCAGGCUCUCCUCCUCCGUUCACGCCACUAGACUCUCCCCCCUCCAUCGUGCUCGGACCUCCGCCUCCAGAUGAGCCAGCUCCCCCUUUGCCUCCUGACUUCUCCCCUUCUGAGUCUCCCGGUGCAUUCCUUGACGAGGAGGGAGUUGACGAGGAGGUCCUGCAGUUGGCAGGGUACGCCUGCUCCGCUGCUCCCAUCAGCUCUGUGCCCCCUCUGCCAGCAGAGCGGAGGUCCCCUCGGGCAGGGGUCACAUCUCCUUUAGUCUAUGGAAAGAGUACUCCGGAGGGAGCGUACCAGAGGGAUGAUGUACCCGACGUGACAGGCUCUCCCAGGGAGCUGACACCCAGCUUCAGGGGAACACCGCCUCCUCUUCCUCCAACCGCAUACAGGUCCAUCAUGUCUUCCCCUGGGCCCUAUGCUGGCAGCAGCCCCUCCUCUCCAGCCCGUCCUGUCACGCCUCAGUCCCGAGGGAGCCCGGUGCCUCCUCCUCCCCCUCCUCGUCCAUCCUCACGACCCAAGCUGCCCCCCGGGAAACCCUUCCCAGACCUGAGUCGGCCCUUCAGCCCUCCGGUUUCAGGGAGCCCUCCGCCUUUUGCCCCCCUGGCCCGGGCUGAGAGCUCCUCCUCCCUCUCCUCCUUCACGUCCCACAGCGCAGCGUCCACUCCAACCUUAGGACGGGACCUCAGCAUGCCCACCACAGGGUGCUCCAGAGGACCCAGCCCGCUCACCAUGGGACCCCAGGACACUCUGCCGGUUGCAGCUGCUUUCACAGAAACUAUAAAUGCCUAUUUUAAAGGCGCUGAUCCCAGCAGAUGUGCCGUGAAGAUCACAGGGGAGAUGGUCCUCUCCUUCCCUGCUGGUAUAACCAGGCAUUUUGCUUGUCACCCAACUCAGCCGGUCCUCACCUUUAUCAUCAGCAACUACAGCCGACUGGAGCAAGUCCUCCCCAAUCCGCAGCUGCUCUGCUGUGAUGCUACAACAGAUGGUGUAGAUACCAAGGAAUUCUGGGUAAACAUGCCAAACCUGAUGAGCCAUCUGAAGAAAGUAGCAGAGCAGAAGCCUCAGGCAACAUACUACAAUGUGGAUAUGAUCAAAUAUCAAGUGUCAGCGGAGGGGAUUCAGUCCACCCCUCUGAACCUGGCUGUGAGUUGGCGAGGUGAUUCCACCAACGCCGACCUUCGAAUCGAUUACAAAUACAACGCUGAGGCCAUGGCAGCUCCGGUGCCGUUGCACAACAUCCAUUUUGUGGUUCCUGUGGACGGAGGCCUCGCCAGGCUGCAGACCAUGAUCCCUCCUGCCACAUGGAAUCCAGAGCAGCAAACCAUUCAGUGGAAGAUCCAAAGCCUGUCUCAAAGAUCAGAUAACGGAGGAGUAGGGGCUCUGCUGGGCCGCUUCCAGAUGGAAGAAGGUCCCUGUAAGCCCCCCCAGUUGGCGGUCCAGUUCACCAGUGAGGGAAGCACGCUGUCAGGCUGCGACAUCCAGCUUGUCGGGACGGGCUACCGGCUGUCUCUGGUCAAGAAGAGAUUUGCUGCAGGAAAAUAUUUGGCAGAUAAUUAGUGGACUUGUUGAUGAAGAGCACCAAGGAAAUGACUGGCUUUCGACUGUGAAGACUACGGACCCAUCCCCAUGUUUUGCGGACUUGACGAAUUCUCUUUAGGAAACCAUCAGAGUGAAUGGUUGGGGUCUGCUUGAAGAACAGAGUUUAUGCAAGUAAAUACAAAUCAUCAUUCGUGCAUCUGGAACUCAUCUGAGCUGACAACGAGUAAAAUAUAAGGAACCGUCAAGUCUUUGUUGUUAACUGUAAAAAAAAAAGUAAUUGUAACUCAUACAGUGAUCCAGCCUUAUUUAUUUAUUUAUUUAUUGUUUAACUGAUUACUACUGUAAAUGCACUGCGAGAGAUAAUGCGAGUUGUACGUAUAAAAUCCAAAACAAUCUUGAAGGUGGAAUGCUGAGGCGGAAAGCUGGGGUAAUCGGGGGGUACCUUGGGAGAUCUGAUUUACACUGCCACCUCAAAUCAGACAUUCAGGGUGAGUGUCCAUAUUGUCAGCCAAGCAGAACUUUUUCAUCUGUUUAAACAGCGUAGUAAUAAAAAACGCCAGAGCCCGUCAGUCCCGGGAUGAAGAAACAGGCUUGGUGUCUUUUUCACCAAACUAAUCGUUGCCUGGCAGGACUUGAACAUCGUCGUUAAUUUGUAUGUUGAGGUGACUGACUUCAGGGUUUUUAGGGAUUUAGUACCCAUCUGAUAAUGAUAGUGAAAUAAAUUUUUGAUUAUGUUCACUACAUGAAAUCUACAGUGCUUUGCAAAAAUAUUAUCUGGCAAUUUUCCCUUUUGUUUUGUGUCGUUAAAACCAAACUUCAGUGGAUUUUGUUGGGAUAUAAUACAACAGACCAACACAAAGUAGACCCUAAUUGUAAAUUGGAAGCAAAUGGAUACAUGGGCCUGAAUUGCUGGGGGAAAAAAAAAAUCAGAAAAAAUUGGAUUGGUGUUCAUAUUCCACCUAGCUGAGUCAAUAUUUUGUAGAACCAGCUUUUUGCUUAAAUUGAGUCAGCAACUCUUUCGGAGUAUGUCUCUAGCAGCUUUGCACAUCUGGAUACUGACAGUUUUUACCAUUGUUAAAUAAUCUAGUUCAACCAGAUUCAAUGGGACAUUCUAAAACCUGAAUACGCUUUGAUUUAAACCAAGCCAUUGCACAUCUGGCUGUAUGUUCAGGGUUGGUUAUCAGGGUUUCUUCCAGAGUUUACCUCCAUAUACGCCAUCAACUCAGAGCGGCUUCCCAGUCCCUGCUGGAAGCAUGAUGCUGCCACUGCCAUGUUUCACUGUGAGGACGAUGUGUUCAAGGUGAUGAGCAGUGUUAGUUUUUCUCUCCCAAUAACAAUAACAAAAACAAUAAUAAAAUUAAUACCGUAUUUUUCUGAUUAUAAG
Molecule: messenger RNA, 4679 nt
Organism: Fundulus heteroclitus (mummichog)
Lineage: Eukaryota; Metazoa; Chordata; Actinopteri; Cyprinodontiformes; Fundulidae
Product: SH3-containing GRB2-like protein 3-interacting protein 1
Exons: 23
Coding region: 701-3313 (870 amino acids)
Biological process (GO): cytoskeleton organization; regulation of endocytosis; plasma membrane tubulation
Cellular component (GO): endosome; plasma membrane; cytoplasm
Molecular function (GO): phospholipid binding
Source: RefSeq, a predicted model, not a curated record